GACUGCGGACACAGUACAGGGGAUGACCAGAGACUGUGGACACAGUACAGGAGAUGACCAGAGACUGCGGACAGUACAGGAGAUGACCAGAGACUGCGGACAUAGUACAGGGGAUGACCAGAGACUGCAGAUAGUACAGGAGAUGACCAGAGACUGCGGACAUAGUACAGGAGAUGACCAGAGACUGCAGACAUAGUACAGGAGAUGACCAGAGACUGCAGACAUAGUACAGGAGAUGACCAGAGACUGCAGACAUAGUACAGGAGAUGACCAGAGACUGCAGACAUAGUACAGGAGAUGACCAGAGACUGUGGACAUAGUACAGAUGACCAGAG
Messenger RNA from Staurois parvus, 335 nucleotides. Lineage: Eukaryota; Metazoa; Chordata; Amphibia; Anura; Ranidae. The record is from the annotation of a GenBank genome assembly.